CCGGAGGUCAGAGGUCAAGGGCCUAGCCGGUGGCUGGGGUUGCAACGCGCGGAGGGCAUCGGGGUGGGAGCCCCGGCGGGCGGCGGGGAUGCGGGACGAGAUCGCCGCCACCGUGUUCUUCGUGACGCGGCUGGCCCGGCGGCACGGCCGUCUGAGCGGGGACCGGCUGGACGACUUCGCCGCCCGGCUCAGCCAACUGCUGCUCGACGCCUACGGCGCGCACUGGUACCGCCACGACCCCUGCCGGGGCCAGGCCUUCAGGUGCAUCCGGAUUAACCACCACCAGCAGGUCGACCCCCUCCUGGAGCGCGCCUGUGCCGAGAGCCGCGUGGACUUUGCCCACCUGGGGCUGCCGAAGGAGAUGACCAUCUGGGUGGACCCGCUGCAGGUGUGCUGCAGGUUCGGGGAGAAAAACCCGCCCUUCCCGGUGGCCAGCCUGGCCGGCAAGGCCCGGUGGGAGAUCUCCCAGCAGAUCAGCCGGGCCGUCGACAGGGCCACGUCGGACUACGGUUCCGGCUCCUCCUCGGACGAGGAGACGUUCAGCAGGGAGCCGCGGGCCAUCCCCAAGGUCCGCAACCCCAAGAGCGUGUACCAGGUGAACACGUUGGCCCUACCCGCCCUGCACCCGUGGCUGCAGUAUUCCCGCAGGAAGGGGCCGCCCGACGGCCGCCCGCACGCCUCGGCCGGGCCCGGCUGCGUCCUCCACAAGGGCUACAAGGGCCACCGAGUGGCCGCUGCGCUGGCCGGACCCCGGCUAGAUCGGUACCACUGGGUCAACACCAAUCACUGAGGCCGCGGCCGAGCUUCGCCCCGGGUGGGGCGGUGGUCGCACCCCGGUCCCCGGCGGGAUGGGAGGCGGUUUUAGACUGAAGAGAUGCUUUUAAAUGAGGUUUUACGUACGAUGUGUUGUUUGUGGUCGGGGGUGAGGACGGCCUCCCGCCGCCGACGGGUGAAAAGUAAAAUGGACACUAAUAAAUGGCAUGUGACUUUUA
Messenger RNA from Ornithorhynchus anatinus (platypus), 992 nucleotides. RefSeq names its product BTG anti-proliferation factor 4 (gene BTG4). Gene Ontology annotation, biological process: negative regulation of mitotic cell cycle; negative regulation of cell population proliferation. The transcript has 4 exons. Gene Ontology annotation, cellular component: nucleus; cytoplasm. Lineage: Eukaryota; Metazoa; Chordata; Mammalia; Monotremata; Ornithorhynchidae. Bases 89 to 790 code for a protein of 233 amino acids. The record is from RefSeq and is a predicted model, not a curated record.